Molecule: messenger RNA, 2634 nt
Organism: Misgurnus anguillicaudatus (oriental weatherfish)
Lineage: Eukaryota; Metazoa; Chordata; Actinopteri; Cypriniformes; Cobitidae
Gene: bbs2
Product: Bardet-Biedl syndrome 2
Biological process (GO): non-motile cilium assembly
Cellular component (GO): ciliary basal body; BBSome; motile cilium
Molecular function (GO): protein binding
Source: RefSeq, a predicted model, not a curated record
UAUAAUUAAUAUUUUUUAAAUUAUUGAGGACUUUCUGCGCUUGCCCAUUGCACACAUCAAUCCCCCCUCAAGUUAGUUAUGGGUAUCAGUCAACCGUGCUAGCUUGCAGCCUCAAUACAAUAUCAAACCAGGGAUUGCGGUUUUCCUAUAGAAGCAUAACAGGUCUGCUUUUGCCUUUGAGCUGUGCCACCAUGUUAGUGCCGAUCUUUACUCUUAAGUUAAACCAUAAGAUUAACCCUCGUAUGGUUGCUAUUGGGAAGUACGAUGGGAUUCACCCAUGCCUCACUGCAGCCACUCAAGCUGGGAAGGUGUUUAUCCAUAAUCCCCACACUCGAAGUCAAAGGCCAACAGCUCACCGGCUGAGUCAGAGCACACAGGACUCUGACAUUUCACUCCUCAAUAUCAACCAGGCAGUCAGUUGUCUAACAGCUGGUACUAUGGGACCCAACACUACAGGACACACACUGCUUGUGGGAUCUCAAACCAACCUGCUGGCCUAUGAUGUGCAUGACAACACUGAUGUCUUUUAUAAGGAGGUAGCUGAUGGGGCCAAUGCCAUUGUCCUUGGAAAUCUAGGAGAUAUCAAGUCUCCCCUUGCCAUCAUUGGUGGAAACUGUGCUCUACAAGGCUUUGACUUUGAGGGAAAUGACCAAUUCUGGACGGUCACGGGAGAUAAUGUACGAUCACUUGUGCUGUGUGACUUUACUGGAGAUGGCAAGAACGAGCUUCUUGUUGGAUCAGAGGACUUUGACAUCAGGGUGUUCAGAGAGGACGAGCUGGUUACAGAAAUGUCAGAAAAUGAGACAGUCACAUCACUUUGUCACAUGCAUGGCAGCAGGUUUGGUUAUGCUUUGGCCAAUGGAACAGUGGGAGUAUAUGACCGCACUGCCCGCUACUGGAGAAUCAAGUCUAAAAACCAUGCCAUGAGCAUACAUGCAUUUGAUCUUAAUGCUGAUGGUGUUGUUGAGUUAAUAACUGGAUGGUCCAAUGGAAAGAUUGACGCCCGCAGCGAUCGCACAGGUGAGGUGAUCUUCAAAGAUAACUUUUCCUCCUCUGUGGCUGGACUUGUGGAAGGAGACUAUCGUAUGGAUGGACAAAUCCAGCUUAUAUGCACCUCUGUGGAGGGAGAAGUGCGUGGCUAUUUACCUGCCAGUAAAGAAAUGAAGGGCAACCUCAUGGAUGCAAGUGUUGAACAAGACCUGAUCAGGGAACUGAGCCAACGUAAACAAAACCUGCUGCUGGAAUUACGAAACUAUGAGGAAAAUGCCAAGGCUGUUCCUGGUGUCUCAGAUAGGGAGUCUAAGAUGGGGAUGAUUCCAGCUAACACACAGCUCCAGACGGCCUUGUCUGUACGACGGGCCACAGAGAGCCAUAAAGCUCACAUAGAGCUCAAUAUUUCUACCCCAAAUGAAACAAUCAUUAGAGCUGUGCUGAUAUUUGCCGAGGGAAUUUUCGAAGGCGAGAGUCACGUGGUUCACCCAAGUGCUCAAAAUCUCUCUGGAUGUGUUUGUGUCCCCAUCAUUCCUCCAAAAGACAUUCCAGUGGACCUUCACAUCAAAGCUUUCGUGGGAGGGAAGACUAGUACACAAUUUCAUGUGUUUGAGAUCACACGUCAACUUCCUCGCUUCUCAAUGUACGACCUCAAUGUUGACCCCUCGGCCACUCAGCCCACCGGCAGAGUAACAUUUAGCAUCAAUGACAGACCACAGAGGGUGGUGAUGUGGCUAAACCAAAACUUUCUGCUUCCUGAAGGUAUUGACAGUCCAGACAUCACCUUUACUGCACUACGUGGAGGUGGUCUCUUAAGGAUAAACAUGCAACCUAGUGGAGAGAUUACGCUGAACACCGAUGACAUCGAUCUGGCUGGAGAUCUGAUCCAGUCGCUUGCCUCUUUCCUAGCCAUAGAAGAUUUACAGGCUGAAGCAGAUUUUCCUAUCUACUUUAAAGAGUUGCGAGACACUCUUACUGAGGUGGAUGAGUUUCACUCUGUUCAUCAAAAACUCACUGCAGCCAUGGCAGAUCAUUCAAACUACGUAAAAAAUAUGUUGGUACAAGCAGAAGAUGCCAGACUGCUGGGUGAUUGGAGAAACACAAAGAAGCGUUACUCUGAGCUGUAUGACCUAAACAGAGAUUUGAUCAAUGAAUAUAAAAUCAGGUCCAAUAAUCACAAUGCCCUUCUAGCCCGCCUAAAGGCAGUUAACCAGGCCAUCCAAAGGGCGGGGAGACUGAGAGUGGGAAAACCCAAAAAUCAGGUCAUCGCUGCCUGCCGGGAUGCCAUCAAGAACAACAACAUCAACGCUCUUUUUAAGAUCAUGAGAAUAAGCACUGCCUCUACUUGAGUUCUGCUUCAGAAAGGAAAACCUUUAUGCAGAGAAGUUUGAAAGACAUACGCCACUGAAGAGACCCCAAAACAGGCUUAGAAAGAGAGAGACCACAGGCAGUCCUUCAUGAAGGGAUAUGUUUUUAAUCCAGGCCUUAAUGGUAGAAGUUUUGUGUAGAGGAAUAACGGGGUCUGUGUGUUGGUAUUUAACUCUAAAGUCUAAUAGCCAAAGAGACUGUGAUAUGUGUUUAAUAAGGCAAUUUGUAUAACUUUACUGCUGUUAUUUGUAUGUAAAUAAAAUGUACUUUAUCAGA